Messenger RNA from Sphaerodactylus townsendi, 1124 nucleotides. RefSeq names its product TSR3 ribosome maturation factor (gene TSR3). The transcript is spliced from 5 exons. The coding region runs from base 16 to 846 and encodes 276 amino acids. Gene Ontology annotation, biological process: maturation of SSU-rRNA. The record is from RefSeq and is a predicted model, not a curated record. Lineage: Eukaryota; Metazoa; Chordata; Lepidosauria; Squamata; Sphaerodactylidae. Gene Ontology annotation, molecular function: rRNA small subunit aminocarboxypropyltransferase activity.
UUCCGACCUUCCUGGAUGGGUCGCAGCCGAGAGCGCCGGGGCGCGAAGGGCCUGGCCCCGGGACGCCGCCAGCAGCAGCAGCGGCAGCAGGAGGGGGCGGGGCCUGAGGCGGGCGGCGGGGAGGGGGCGGGGCCUGCUGCUGCUGCUGCUGCUCCCCCCCCGGCAGCCGAGGCGGGGGGGUUCGGGCCGGCGUGGCCCCCGCUGGCCCUGUGGGACUUGGGCCAGUGCGACCGGCGGCGCUGCACGGGGAGGCGGCUGGCGCGGCGGGGGCUGGUGCGGGCGCUGCGGCUCGGGCAGCGCUUCGGGGGCUUGGUGCUCAGCCCCGCGGCCGGCCGCCGCCUCUCGCCCGCCGACAGACAGGUUGUGGCGCAGAACGGAGUGGCUGUGAUUGAUGGCUCCUGGGCAAAGCUGCACGAGAUGCCGUUUCACAAGAUGAGGGGAAAUCACCUCCGGCUGCUGCCGUACUUGGUGGCUGCAAAUCCGGUGAACUACGGCCGGCCGUGCAAGUUAUCCUGCGUGGAAGCUUUUGCGGCUGCUUUCUAUAUUGUAGGGUUCUCGGACGUUGCCACAACUCUCUUGGAAACAUUUAAGUGGGGAAUGGUGUUCCUUGAUCUGAACAGAGACCUCCUAGAGAAAUAUGCAACUUGCAGCUGUGAAGAAGAGGUUCUGAGUGUGGAAAGAGAAUUUCUGGCCACCACCCCGGAAGAUGAUGAUGAAAUUGACCCUUUUGAUGUUGAUUCUGGAAAAGAGUUCUGUAAUCCCAACAGACCUGCCAGAGGAGUGAUUACUGCUGAUGAAGAAACACCCGAUGAGUCAAGCGGUAGCAGCUCCGAAGAACUGGUGUGAGACGUUUCUGUCUACGGAAAGCCAGCUGACCUCGGUGGGCCUCUUGCUCUUACGCGGCUCUGCUCGGAUGAGAUUGGCGGGUGGCUUUCCCUGUUCGGCCGUGGUCCGGCUGGCUGUAACGAAGAAGCGUCGCCUCCUUGCGCCUCUUCUCUCCCUCUUCUUUACCUGACUCAGCGUUGUCCUUUGCCUGUUGAGGACGAAUGCGUUUGUGUUCCUGUUUCAGUUACGGCUGAUAUGCUAAGGAUUAUUUCAAAAUGAAAAGAAAUUUUGACACCCUU